AUGCCUCUCAGUUCCUGCGGUAUCUCAUUUCUUGUUUGGAAUGUUUGUUUCAAUUGCCUUACCACAACCAUUGUCGCCCUACGGCUCUGGGCAAACUAUUCCGACCGCAAGGGGGUGCGACUUCCGGAUUAUAUGAUGCUUGUUGCUUAUGUCAGCCUUAUAUCAAAAGCAGUGUGUGAAUGGUGGUGUGUCUUCAACGGCCUGGGCAAGCCCGCUGCCGACCUCACCACGUACGAGGUCGGGGUUAUAUGGAAGUUCUUCACUGCUGCUUCUGUGACCUGGCUCUUCAGCAGCGUCGGAUGUAAACUUUCUAUGCUCUCCCUCUAUCUCACCUUAUUCGGUGUUUCGCGCCAAUUUCGGACCGUCAUAUAUGUCACCAGCGCUAUCGUUACUAUCUAUUUUCUGGUACUUCUGCCACUGUUCCUUACAAACUGCCACCCAUUGUCUUAUGGGUGGAAUCCCGUACCCGGUGGCGGAUGUCGAGAUCUCGCGCUCGAGGAACCUAUCAUCAUCGGUGUGAAUAUCCUUCUUGAUGGCCUUGUCGCAGUUCUUCCAAUUCCAGUCAUUUGGAAGCUGAGGAUGCCGCUUCAAAAGAAGAUUACUAUUGUGGUGAUGUUCUCAUUGGGCUUAAGCGUUGUCGCUGUGUUAAUUUGGCGACUGGUCUUGACCGUUCACUCAGCCUCCGACUUCUCGAUUAGUACUUGUCAGAUUCUUCUCCCUAGUGCGUUGGAAAUCUGGCUCAGUCUCAUAGUCGUCAGCCUGCCCCCAAUCGCACCGCUGUUUCAGCGGCAUGUGGCACCGCGCCUGGCCUACCUAAGACUCACGUCGAAGAAGGAAGCGAGCGAUGCACAGCGUCAUCGAGCGGGAGCGGAUAGGGCAGAAUAUACAAUUGGGGGUAGUCCUCAGAAGGGGAAUGUGUCAGGGCAACAAGGUGUGGAUCAAUCUGCGUCGACUACAGAGUUGGUGGACCGCAGUCAAGACCAAGUGUAUACAGGGAAGAUUGAGGCCGUGAGACAGGGAACGUCCAUGGAAGACGAAUGGGAUGCGAGAGAGCUUACUCCCGGCAGGGGCUAUUCGGUGGGUAGCAUGAUCGAGAUCAGAACUGAUGUUUUGGUGCAGCGUGAAGAGGCUAGGCAGGGGCUUAGUGAGGUAUAG
Messenger RNA from Aspergillus vadensis CBS 113365, 1155 nucleotides. RefSeq lists its product as uncharacterized. Lineage: Eukaryota; Fungi; Ascomycota; Eurotiomycetes; Eurotiales; Aspergillaceae. Bases 1 to 1155 code for a protein of 384 amino acids. The record is from RefSeq and is a predicted model, not a curated record. The transcript has 4 exons.